Phragmites australis (common reed) is the source of this 1175-nucleotide messenger RNA. RefSeq names its product annexin D5-like. Gene Ontology annotation, molecular function: calcium ion binding; calcium-dependent phospholipid binding. The transcript has 4 exons. The coding region runs from base 64 to 1014 and encodes 316 amino acids. NCBI's taxonomy places the organism in Eukaryota, Viridiplantae, Streptophyta, Magnoliopsida, Poales, Poaceae. The record is from RefSeq and is a predicted model, not a curated record. Gene Ontology annotation, cellular component: cytoplasm.
AAGCCCCGCGCGACCCCGUGGCAAAACACGAGCGAACCUCACCGUACGUCCGCGGGAUCGUCGAUGGCUAGCCUGACCGUGCCGCCGGCGCCAACGUGGCCCCGGCAGGACGCCGUCGACCUCCACAGGGCGUUCAAAGGGUUCGGCUGUGACAGCACGACGGUGAUCAACAUCCUCGCCCACCGCGACGCCAGGCAACGCGCGCUCAUCCAGCAGGAGUACAAGGCCAUCUUCAACCAGGACCUCUCCCGGCGCGUCGCGUCGGAGCUCAGCGGACACCACAAGAGAGCGAUGCUGCUGUGGAUCCUUGAUCCCGUAGCGCGCGACGCGACGAUACUGAAGCAGGCUCUCACCGGGGACACCACCGACCUGAGGGCAGCUACCGAGAUCAUCUGCUCCAGGACGCCGUCCCAGCUGCAGAUCAUAAGACAGACCUACCGCGCCAGGUUCGGCUGCUACGUUGAGCACGACGUCACAGAGCGCACCUCCGGCGAUCACCAGAGGCUUCUGCUGGCGUACCUGACGAUCCCGCGGUACGAGGGCCCCGAGGUGGAUCCGUCCACGGUGACGCUCGACGCGCGGGAGCUGUACAAGGCCGGGGAGCGGCGGCUGGGCACGGACGAGCGGACGUUCAUCCGCGUCUUCAGCGAGCGCAGCUGGGCGCACAUGGCGUCCGUCGCCUCCGCCUACCACCACAUGUACUACCGGUCCCUCGAGAAGGCCGUGAAGAGCGAGACGUCGGGCAACUUCGGGUUCGGCCUGCUGACCAUCCUCCGGUGCGCCGAGAGCCCCGCGAGGUACUUCGCCAAGGUGCUGCACAAGGCGAUGAAGGGGCUGGGCACGAGCGACUCGACGCUGAUCCGGGUGGUGGUGACGCGAGCGGAGUUCGACAUGCAGCACAUCAAGGCGGAGUACCACAAGAUGUACAAGAGGUCGCUCGCCGACGCCAUCCAUUCCGAAACGUCGGGGAACUACCGCACCUUCCUCCUCUCCCUCGUCGGCCGCGACCGCUAGCCAUCGACGCCACCGCCACCGUCGGGAAAAUCUUAGUUAUUAAUUUCCUAGUGUUUCUAAUUUGGGCAUCCAUUGAGAACAUGUAGAUAUUUCUGUUCAAAUAAUACCAAGAGGCUGGUCUCGCUUGGACAUAAGAUGAGAUAGACAUUUGGAUUCGUGCA